AUGGUCAGUAUAUUGUCAUCAUUUGUUGACAAUCCAAAACAUGUUGCGUGUAUACUUGUAAUAUACAUUGUCAUGUCGGAUAUGAGUUUCUUUGGAAAUGGAUGAUGGUGGAUUUGUGCCGCAUACUUUCGCCGGUCAGCUGUAUGUUAGCUGCAGGCUAGGUUCCAGCGUGGCGAUAUGGCGCUCAAAGGCCUACCUCAACAUUUCCAAUUGCAUAAAAACAUGUUUGUUGUAGAUGUCAGCCUAAAUGCUGUGUUUAGAUGGUACGAGGUAGACGGCAAACCAGAUGUCAUUGUUUUCAAUAAGAGCACGACGGUAAAUGCCAUCAACCGCCAUGGUAAACGGGGCUUACCGCCAGAGUUAAAAUAUUUCAACUUUUGCCGUCUUGUUUUCUACCUGAUGUUGAUUUGUACUGUUUGUUUACUGAAAUCCCCAUAGUAAUGCAUACGGUAGUGUUGACUUGCUUUUGCCUUCACAAUCUUUCUUGUCCCGACUGGUAUGACGGUUUUUGCGUCUGUCGUCUUAAGCUGCAGUCAUUUAUGUGGCACUGCGCCCAAAAAAGAAAUGGAACAUAAAAAAAAAAAAGUCUGCCGAGGUGCACAUUGAAUAUGAUGGAACAGUCUACAUUUUAUUUUUCCUCUGCAAACAAAACAAGUAAUGGAUAGAAAGUCAGACUACCCCAUAUUAGAUACCUAGUGGGCGUGUUGUGUUCUGAGAGAAAUAUUCCUCUAGAGGCGCAUUCAAAUUAUGAGUCCCAUGAGGAGGGAAACAUGCAUUCGUACAAGCAGUCAAUGCACAGCUAUUCGUCGCUGUCGCUGGGAAAACAGCAUUUUUAAUGACAUUUGUUAAGAUGGGGAUCCCAGCUUUCCAUUCUUAAUGUAUUUAUUUCUCAACUCCUAAAUAUCCACGUGAGGUGUACCAUUUUAAACCUGGAAAUGUUUAGCAACAUCAUGUUAAGCACAUUAUGCUUUGCAAUGUGCAGUAAUUGCAUAGGGGAGAGUGGGGUUAAAUGUAACAUGGGUCAAUUGUAGACUAACUUGGGGGUAAAACGCCACCCUACCAGAGUCAUUUUGGAGUGACUUAAAUUGUGAUGAGACAGAUUACAUAUUUUGUUGAACAAGAGUAGUGGCAACCAGGGAAAGUGUUGGGGAGGGGGGGGGAUGGUGACGUGAGGUGGUUUCUGUGUGGAGCACAGGCAGGGGGCGUGUUACCCCGGGUGGCGGUAGGCCUACAUUAUAUCCACUGUUUUUAUGCAUGUUUUUUGGGACCCAGACCCCCCUCCCCCUUUUACCCCCACUGCAGCAAAAAAAAAUCCCUGAGGAAACACUGGUCAUCCUACUAAUCGCUCAUAACCAUGAAAAAGUAAACUGGUUAAGGUAUGAAGCUGUCAGUUGAUAACGUUCCUGUUGGAAGUGCUAGAUACAGACAAGCUAGGUAGCUAAUUGCAGUGCUGCAAGUUUUUGCCACCAAUCGUAAGAAAGUUUCCACAUCAACAGCUCUAGAUAAGUGUCAUGGGAAGCUAACACUGCAGAAAUAUGUAUUGCGUGUUUGCUGACACCCCUUACCCUGUCGCCAGAAAUCUGCAAUGGCAGCUGUCUCACCUCUCUCUCUCUCUACAGGGCUUUGUGAAAGGUCGUUAAAAGUAAGGCCUACUUCAAGAGAUACCAGGUGAAAUUCAGGAGAAGGCGAGGUACAUUUUUCUUGAUAUGUAAUGCACAUUCACUCACCCUUCAUAUAUCAUACUCUCGCCAACCACUGACUCAAUAGAUUGGAGAAUAAACAAUGUAUUGGCUAUUUGAUUUUCAUGGCAAAUGCUGGCAUACUAACCAGUUGUGUGAAUUUGUGUUAAAUUCACUGCUUCUUGAUGAUGAUUCCAAGAUCUCUGAGCAAAUUGUAGUUGGUCCUUCAUUUGCGACGGCUGAUGUUUUUUGUUCUUUCAAGACGGGGCUGAGAGAAGCGAGGUGAAUUAACUUCUAGAAGUGCUGAAGAUAAACAGUCAAGUGAUUGGCUAUAUCCUAUUGGCGAAUUCUGGCAUACUAACCAGUUGUGUGAUUGUCUUUGACAGAGGGGAAGACUGACUACUUUGCCCGUAAGCGCCUGGUCAUACAAGACAAGAACAAGUACAACACGCCCAAGUACAGGAUGAUCGUGAGGUUCUCCAACAGAGACAUCUGCUGCCAGGUGAGUGCUAUGGAGGGCUGCUGUGUGCAGGCUUUUGUAACAGCCCAGCACUAAGAAUCUUGCUAACUUUUUUUUUACCACAUCCAGACCCUCACCACUUCUAUCUCUGUUAUCUCUGUUUCAGAUCGCUUACGCCAAGAUUGAGGGAGACCAGAUUGUCAGUGCUGCCUACUCCCAUGAACUGCCCAAGUACGGCAUCACCGUGGGACUGACAAACUACGCUGCAGCCUACUGCACAGGCCUACUGCUGGCCCGCAGGGUAAGGGCCAGACACACACCCUAAUGCAUGCUUACAACACAAUAACCCUAAUGCAUGCUACACCCCACACCCUAAUGCAUGCUUCACACACACACACCCUAAUGCAUGCUUACACAACACACACACCCGUAAUGCAUGCUUACAACACACACACCCUAAUGCAUGCUUACCACACACACACACACCCUAAUGCAUGCUUACACAACAACACACACCACCCUAAUGCCUGCUUAACACACACACACACACACCACCUACUGCAUGCUUACACACACACACACACCCUAAUGCAUGCUUACACACACACCCUAAUGCAUGCUACAACACACACCCACCCCUAAUGCAUGCUUACACACACACACCCUAAUGCAUUGCUUACACACACACACCACACCCCUAAUGCAUGCUUACACACACACACACACCCUAAUGCAUGCUUACACACACACACACACCCUAAUGCAUGCUUACACACACACACACACCCUAAUGCAUGCUUACACACACACACACACACACCCUAAUGCAUGCUUACACACACACACACCCUAAUGCAUGCUUACACACACACACACACCCUAAUGCAUGCUUACACACACACACACACACCCUAAUGCAUGCUUACACACACACACCCUAAUGCCUGUUAUGCUGGUAUGGGGAUAUUCUUUACCUGCUUUUACAGUCGUGUAGACUCAGUGAAAGCGCAGUGAAUGCAAUUAAUUUUCAGUGUAUCAAGCUUCUAUUCAUUUGAGGAUAUAAAUUGGCAACAGAGAUUGCUGCCAAAUCUUAGACCAAUUUUUCAUUAGAGAAAUGCAUUCUUUCGCUCCUCCUCAGCUGCUGAACAAGUUUAGCCUGGACCAGGUGUACGAGGGCCAGGUGGAGGUGACGGGAGAUGAGUUCAACGUGGAGAGUAUAGACGGCCAGCCGGGGGCCUUCACGUGUUUUCUAGACGCCGGGCUCGCCAGGACGUCGACGGGAAACAAAGUGUUCGGAGCACUAAAGGGCGCUGUCGACGGUGGCCUCUCAAUUCCUCACAGGUUAGUUAAGUGCAAGCAGAAUAUGUAUCCCCUUUAUUGCCCAUCUAGGACCUGAAGUGUCCUAUAUGACCAACACAGAGGGGUAAAUUAUUGUAGUUCUCUCAUAAACCUGCAGUGAAGGCUGAACUCCUCACUGCGGAUCCUGUCGGGAGAUACAAUGUGUCCAUGUCUCUUCUCUUGCCCUUCAUCGGAAAAUGUUUGUAUAAUGAAUGCCCAAGACUAACUAUCAAUUCUGUAUUAAGACAUUUCCUUUGUCGUUUUCAAAUAAUGUGAUUAUGAAAAACAUUGACUAUUCAAAUCAACCAAAGUAAUCCAGUGUGGUAUCACCAUCUCCUCUCUCUCUCCUCAGCACAAAACGUUUCCCAGGCUAUGACAUGGAAAGCAAAGAGUUCAACGCAGAGAUGCAUCGCAAACACAUCAUGGGCAUGAACGUGUCUGACUACAUGAGUUACCUGAUGGAGGAGGACGAAGACGCCUACAAGAAACAGUUCUCCCGCUUCAUAAAGAACGGAGUCACGCCAGACACAGUAAGGCCGUUUACACAGCCCACUGAGUCAGACAGCCUGCACUCCUGAUCCUGGAUCAGUUGGUUUGGCAACUCCUUUUUCACACACUUAAGUUGUUAAAUUCGCUGCUUCUUGAUGAUGAUUCCAAGAUCUCUGAGCAAAUUGUAGUUGGUCCUUCAUUUGCGACGGCUGAUGUUUUUUUGUUCUUUCAAGACGGGGCUGAGAGAAGCGAGAUGAAUGACCAGAUAGUGCUGAAGGGCUGUUUGGUGGUUUUCUGUGACUCUUGUCCUGACCUGUUUGUUACCUUACCUCCGUAUAAGCAAUGUGUUGUUCUUUCAGGUAGAGGAGAUGUACAACAAAGCACAUGCCGCCAUUAGAGAGAACCCAGUCCACGAAAAGAAACCCAAAAAAGACGUCAAAAAGAAGAGGUGGGUUUGGUACACAGUUGCUGGCUUUUCAUUUGGGAACAUUUAGAAAUUGUGCAUUGGGGUAGUGCUUCUUUAUGAUGAUACGAAGUAUGCUGAGCAAAAUGUAGUUGGUCCUUCAUUUGCAACAGCUGAUGUCCAUUGUCCUUUCAAGACGGGGCUGAGAGAAGCGACUGAAUAUUGUAGAUCUGCUGGUAGCAUCAAAACAUUGAGCGAUCGGCCAUUAAUCUUGUUUGCUGUGCUGAUGGUUAAUGGGGGAUUGUUUUCUCUGUCGCAGGUGGAACCGCGCCAAACUCUCGCUGGCACAGAGGAAGGACCGCGUCGCCCAGAAAAAGGCCAGCUUUCUACGAGCACAGGAAGCAGAGGCGGCGGACGGUUAG
This is a messenger RNA of Coregonus sp. 'balchen', 4791 nucleotides long. Lineage: Eukaryota; Metazoa; Chordata; Actinopteri; Salmoniformes; Salmonidae. The record is from the annotation of a GenBank genome assembly.